CCCAUUCUGCUCUCGGACUCCGCUCCGGCGUUGCUGUGCUCCUCGCGCUGGAGAUGCCGUGCUGGGCGCCGUCCUGGGGCCAUGUGGCGGUGGUCGCGGCCGCGCUGCUGACGGCACGCUUGGCGGGCGGGGCUCGCUGGUGCGCGCUGGCGGCCGCGGCCCUGCUGCUCCUGCUGCUCCUGCUGUUGGUGGCCAGGGUCCUGCUGUGGGUGGCUCGCCGCGCAGCCCGCGCCGCCCACCAGCACGCCCUGACGCGCGACAUCCCGGGGCCCCGCCUCGAGCACUUCCUACGCCUUUGGCGGGCGCGUCGUUCGCCGGCCCGCGUCUCGGACCUGUUCCACGACGUGGCCCGGGAGCACCGCGACGGCGGCAUCUUCAAAUUCUGGUCCGGCCCGGUGCUGUUCGUCAUCCUGAUGCGCGCCGACGACAUCGAGUGCCUGCUGACGGACAGGCGCGCCGCCACCAAGUCCCUGGUGUACGACUUGAUCGGCACCCUGAUGGGCGAGGGGCUGCUGCACCUGAGUGGCGAGCGGUGGCGGCGGCGCAGGCGCAUCGUCCAGCCGUACUUCAGCCCGGAGGUGCUGCGCGGCUUCCCGGAGGUGUUCCACCGGCGCGCCGAGGUGCUCGUACGCCUGCUGGCCCCCAGCGCGCGCUCGGGACAGGCCGUCAACGUCCUCCCGUUCGCGGGCCAGGCGGUCACCGACAUGGUGUGCCACACCGUCAUGGCUUCGGACGUGGACACGCGCGCCAUGGAGGAGGAGGGUAUCGCCAACGCCAUGAGCAGCGGGCUGGCCAUCAUCCUGUACCGCGUCUUCAACCCUUGGUUCCUGCACGACGGCCUCUUCAAGCUGUCGCGCCUACACGCGCACUUCAAGCGCAGCAUGGAGCUGUUCGACGCCUUCACGCUCCGCCUGCUCAGCAUCAAGAGAGGCGAGCGCCAGGCACAGCCCCGGGGCCCGGCUGACGGCGGCGCACAGAGGAAAGCCACGUUCCUCGACGUGAUGCUCGACACGGAGGCCGCUCUGACGGACGGCGAGGUCCUGGACGAGGUGAAGGGGCUCAUCACGGCCGCGACGGGGGGCUCGACAGACGCGCUGUGCUUCGUGCUGCUCUGCAUCUCGCUGCGGCAGGAUGUGCAGGACCGGAUCGUACAGGAGAUAACCAGCGUGUUCGGUGAGGAUGUCGACCGCGCUGGCACCAUGGACGACAUGCGGCACCUCGAGUACCUGGAGAGGGUAAUCAAGGAGACUCUCAGGAUGUUCCCCUCUAUUCCACAGUUUGGGCGCAGUCCCUCGCAGGACAUUGAACUUCCCUCCGGCCAUAAGGUUCCCGCGGGCGCGCAGGUGUUCGUCUACAGCCCCGCCGUGCACAUGGACCCCGCCCACUUCCCGGAGCCGGAGCAGUUCGAGCCGGACCGCUUCCUGGCCUCGGCCGGCCGGCACCCCUUCGCCUACCUGCCCUUCGGGGCGGGCGCCCACACGUGCAUCGGGCAGCGGUACGCGCUGCUGCAGAUCAAGAGCACGGUGAGCGUGCUGCUGCGCCACUACCGGCUGCUGCCGGCCGGCACGCCGCGCAGCCCCGCCGCCCUGCACGACAUCCGCACCAACGUGCUGGUCACUCAGCGCGCCCGCGGCGGCUACUGGAUGCGCCUGGAGCCUCGGCGGCCGCCACCCGCGGACCCGGCGACGGGAUGACACUCCGUCACCACCCAAUCUCACCCAGCUCAAAUAGAUUAACAACACAAACGCUGUGAAACUGGAGCACUCUAUGGGAUCGUCCAGAAAGCUUUCCAGUUCGUCUUUCUUUCACACAUUCAUUCUCCAAAUUAUGAGAGCUCGGCGCCUGCGAGGCUCAGGGUAGGCUAACCCACAGUACAUGCGUGCACUGAAGUCAAGAUGUUGCCUAUAUACGAGGUGUUAGGUAGGAGAGCUGGAGGUGGCCGAACUUGGCAGGUUCCAAACGGCGAAUGACGGACGUGCUUUCCGGAUGAUCCCUAAGGCCUUGUGCACAAAUUUUUGUCACUCGUUACAAAUAAAAUGAUGUUCCUAUUCGUGUAA
This is a messenger RNA of Frankliniella occidentalis (western flower thrips), 2057 nucleotides long. Its product is annotated as cytochrome P450 4C1-like. The coding region runs from base 54 to 1694 and encodes 546 amino acids. Gene Ontology annotation, molecular function: iron ion binding; heme binding; oxidoreductase activity, acting on paired donors, with incorporation or reduction of molecular oxygen. The transcript has 3 exons. Lineage: Eukaryota; Metazoa; Arthropoda; Insecta; Thysanoptera; Thripidae. The record is from RefSeq and is a predicted model, not a curated record.